AGAACGCGGAGGGCUGGAAGACUGGGACCGACUCGCAACUUUCUGGCCCUGACAAAACACGGUCCAGCCCGAUAAAUUAGAAUGAAAUACAUAUAUAUAGUGGCUCAGAAGACGUGGGAGUUCACGUUUUAGUGACUUUUUGAAGCCGGAGCUGCUUCCUUGUUCGACAACAGGGUGAAAUAUCUCAACAUCCUCACAAAGAAACUUUGCUGCUAGGCUAACUCGGUCACAAGCAAGAAAAAGUAUGAUCCACGGAGAGGUUUGGGUCACAGGCUGUCACUAACGUCUGCUUUAUCGAGCUAUAUGUUGCUGGUAGUUGUAUCUACUCGGAAAUGAGAUAUUUAUGACUCAGUGCUGGACUUUGUAACGGUUUUUUAGUUAGUCAUCACAGUUUGCAGCUGGUACCGUAGCCAGUCAACACAGCAGAGCGCCCCCAGAUUUCCAUCCGGCAGGACAUCCACUGAAAAGUUCACCCACAAAGAGCCACAGUUUCACACAUUUACCACUGGAAGGAUGUCCGGCCGAAGUGGAAUUGGACAGACCCGGGGUGCUGCUUUGGGUCCACAGCCCCUUAAGGCCACUAUCCCCUAUCAGCUGGCCAACAAAACCCGAUCAAACCGAAGAGAUGGAAAGUCAGCAGCUGGAAAGGCCAAAGCACAUCAGCAGAGCUCUGGCAUGAGGCGGACAGUGUCUCUUGAUGCCAUCAUUGGGCCAUACCUGCAGGGACACUGGCCCAAAGAACCAGAAGGCCAGGCAAGCCUGUCUCGAAAGGACAAAUCCACCCAGACUCCAGACUCACGGUCAGAAAAAACCCAAAAUAGGAGAGGGAGCAACAGCCACAAACGUUCAGCAUCAUGGAGCAGUGCUGAGCAUCUCCGAGAGAUUGCUAAACUAAAACAACAGCUGCAGCAGCGCAGCAAACCUGGAGUCUCAGCGGGACAUGAUAAAGACCGCCAGCAUGGUUAUCCUCAAGGGAACGGUAGCCUAGGAACAACACAGACUCAGCCCAUUCCCAUUCCCCUCACUCCCUUAUCUACACUGGUCCCUCGGCUACGCUGCAGUGUAGAGGGCCUCAACCAGGAGCUGGAAGGCAUGUUCAUCUGCCAGCCUCCAAAUUCACAGCAUGGACUUCUUGAAGUUCCAGAUGGCCACCGGGCUCCCGUCCCCCCUCAGAGCAGCAGUACUGGGUCCCAGAGUGACCCAGCCACUACACUGCUCUCCUCGUCUUCCACCUCCUCCUCACCCUGUUCUCCUCCUGCCUACAUCUCCACUUCUCCAUCCAUCUCAGAAAAUACUCUUCAAGACUCGCGCCAAGGGGUGGCGGACAGUGCGGACAUGUGUCUCCUGUCUCCGUUCUCGUCCCACUGUGAAGUUGACCUUCCCCUGCCUCUGCUGAUCUCGUCUUCUCCAGGGCCCAACAAAAGUUUCUGCUUCAAGAGAGACCCUCCAGAGGGCUGUGAAAAGGUUCGAGUCUUUGAGGAAACAAGCGCUCCACACCAACCCAAACCAGCAGUCAUCUCCUCCUGCCCAGACCCCAAUAAGGUAAACUUCACUCCCCAUGGGGGCUCGGCCUUCUGCCCCGUCAGCCUCCUCAAGCCCCUGCUUCCCUCCGUGGACCUCUUGUUCCGCAGCCUUUCGGUCUCUCCAGCGAACACUUACUCAGGCCAGGGAACAGGCUCCUGCCAGGCAACCUCCACUGGGCACCGGGCUGCACCUGCAGAUCCUCCUGCCACCGCUGUGACGCCAGAGGACCCUGGGGAGAGCCUCACUUUGUGAUUACAGCAGCAGAUCUCUGCUUGGGAUAUGAUUAUGCAUAAAGCAAACUGUCAGUACUCUGCAAGGUAGCAAGCUCUUUGUUGUCUGAGCUGUUUAGCUGGUGAUGUUUUUAUCUGAGGAAAAGACUACAUAGUUUUCCUUUUCUAUACAGGCCUAAAAUAACCUUUUAUGUUAAAAAGAAUCUCUCAUACAUAAUCCAAAGUAUGUGCUUUAUAAGCUACUUGUUUGGGUUUCCAGGUGUUGUGACAUUUCCAAAUUGAGGCCUGUUGUUUAUCAUUUUGAAAUCCAAAGAUAUAUUUUUGGGCCAAACACAAGUGUGGGACAGCCUUUGAAGAGCACUGCUCACCUCUUCUGAACUUAACUCUAAGAUGGGAUUCGCUGAUCCUCUCAUUUCCUGCACAGCUUUGUUUGUUCACUCCAAAGAGGCCAAAAUGUGCAUCUUAUCACUUAUUUGAUGCUUGUUGUCUAAGUUUGACUGUAGAAUCAUAUCAGUUGGAAAGAUUAGCAAACAAAUGCAAAAGCCCUUGUUUUUAAGUAUUCAGUGAUAUUUAUCAUUUCACCAUUGCAUUUUUUGAUUGUUUUACCUGACUUGACCUUGCACCAUUAGUGGUGUACAAAGCAUGACAAAUCAGUUGCAUACUUUUUAUUCACCUGGAGAAAACCAUCACAUGAUUAAAUCACAUUUAGAUUAUUGUAGACUGAAGGGAAUUUUGGGUAACAUCAAUUUAGGUAGGAGUUCUUAGGAGCUUCAGCUUAUGCAUUCCUGCUUUAAAGUUGUAAAGAUGUUUAUUUUUUUGUUCCCUUGUUUACUUGAAAGAAAAUCACAUGUGCAUGUUAAUGGGUAAACUCAAUAUUCUUUGAUGUUGUAGAUGUACGCUUGAUGGUGUGUGUAUAGUUUUGUGGUUUCACAGCCUAGUUGACUACCUAACCAGUUUUAGUGGUGUAGAUUUGUCAUCCUUAGUGUUCUCUAAAGAUGUUCUUUUCCUUUUGCCAAGCUGACAAGUUGAUGUUCAGAUAGUUUUAUUUCUGGUAGACACGUUUGCACAAAUUGAACUGCUACUUUUGAGUUGCAAUUCUUAUUUUUAUAUUCACUUUUGUACUUCAUUGUAAAUAGAGAGUAGUAAUGUGUAUUUUGUACAUCUUUCCAAACCUGCAACAUAAGCUAAAAACCUGUUACUUUUAGUUUGGUUCUGUCAGUAUAAUUAAGGCAGGUGUUACAUGAAAUUUUGUACCGGGUGGAUUUUUAUGCACUUCCAGGAAAAGGGUUUUUAUAGUUGAGAUGUUCUUCCAAACAUUAGUUCUGGGUUUAUCGUCUCUGCCAGGAGUUUUGCGUGCAGACAUGUGGAUGGAAAGUUGAUUCGUCUGAUCUUUUGACUAACUUCUCCUAGUUUUAGUAACCUGGUGAAAUGCUGAUGGAUUGAAACGUCUCAUUUCCAAAUAAGCAUCCGUUUUAUGAAUCUGUGUGGAUGCUGGGAAUGUGAUGUUAUCUCAGGUUCUGUGAUCUGUCCACAUAAAUACGACUGAUAACGUGUUGUCCUUCUGAUUAUUAAAUUGGUCUUAAG
Molecule: messenger RNA, 3338 nt
Organism: Sphaeramia orbicularis (orbiculate cardinalfish)
Lineage: Eukaryota; Metazoa; Chordata; Actinopteri; Kurtiformes; Apogonidae
Product: protein FAM117A-like
Exons: 8
Coding region: 514-1776 (420 amino acids)
Source: RefSeq, a predicted model, not a curated record